AAGGUGAAGGUAGUGAUGUGGCAGAGACGCUAAAUGAGCUUUAACCAGUAAAGGCUGGAGGAGCUUUUGGUCACAUGUGUUGAAUAAUGGGGUGGAGAAGUUUCGUUUCUUCUGGAAAAUGGGAACAUGGGACCUUUCCAGUGCUAUCAGUCUGCUGUGGAGGCAGUGCUGGUUGUACCUCUUCCUCCAAGAUUCCUGUUCCAGGAUGGCAUCUUGGGCCAGGCUCUGUUGUGCCUGCCCUCAGGGGACUGCAGGAGCUGGCGCAGGAUGGAUGUGGUCAGGAUAAACCACGGAGUCGAUAUGCUGUGAACAGCUCUGGAGAUACCACAGAAGAUCAAGAUGGGGAUUCCAGGUUUUCCGAUGUCAUCCUGGCAACAAUUUUGGCAACCAAGUCAGAUAUGUGUGGGAAGAAGUUCGAGCUGAAGAUUGACAACGUUCGCUUCGUUGGCCACCCCACCCUGCUGCAGCAUGCCCUGGGGCAGGUAUCCAAAACUGAUCCCUCCCCAAAGAGAGAGAUGCCUACAAUGAUUCUCUUCAAUGUGGUGUUUGCACUAAGGGCCAAUGCAGACCCCUCGGUGAUCAACUGCUUGCACAACCUGUCCCGCAGGAUAGCCAUUGUCCUGCAGCACGAGGAGCGCCGCUGCCAGUACCUGACCAGAGAGGCCAAGCUGAUCUUGGCUAUCCAAGAUGAGGUGUCUGCCAUGUCAGAGACCACAGAAGGGCCACAGUCACCUUUUCACCACAUCCUGCCCAAGUGCAAACUGGCCAGAGAUCUCAAAGAGACCUAUGACAGUCUCUGCACAACAGGAGUGGUCCGGUUACAUAUCAACAACUGGCUGGAAGUGAGCUUCUGCCUGCCUCAUAAAAUCCAUUACGUUGCCACAAACUUUAUCCCUCCUGAAGCCAUUGAGAGGAGCCUGAAAUCUAUCAGGCCUUACCAUGCCUUAUUACUUUUAAAUGAUGAGAAGUCACUGCUUAAUGAGCUCCCAUUGGACUGCUCUCCUGCCCUGGUGAGAGUAAUUAAAACUACCUCUGCCGUGAAGAAUCUGCAGCAACUGGCUCAAGAUGCUGACUUGGCACUGCUGCAGGUUUUCCAGCUGGCUGCACACCUUGUUUACUGGGGGAAAGCAAUCAUCAUUUACCCACUGUGUGAGAACAACGUCUACAUGCUCUCUCCAAACGCCAGUGUCUGUCUUUACUCCCCGCUAGCAGAUGCCUUUUCCUGUCAGUUCCGGGGCCACAACCUGCCCUCCAUGCUCUCCAAGUUCUCCCUCCCAGUGUCCCUCUCGGAGUUCAAGAAUCCGCUGGCACCGCCUGUUCAGGAGACUCAGCUCAUUCAGAUGGUGAUUUGGAUGCUCCAGCACCGGCUGCUCAUUCAGCUUCACACCUAUGUCUGCCUGAUGGUGCCACCCAACGAGGAGGAGUUCCGUGCCCAAGAUGAGGACAUGCCCUUCACUGCCAGAGUUGGAGGCCGAAGUUUAAGCACCCCCAAUGCUCUCAGCUUUGGGUCUCCAACUAGCAGUGAUGACAUGACUCUGACAAGCCCUAGCAUGGAUAAUUCCAGUGCUGAGUUGAUACCUGGUGGGGACUCACCCCUAAAUAAAAGGAUGACAGAGAAUCUGCUAGCAAGCUUGUUGGAGCAUGAGAGGGAAGCUAUCCUUAACGUCCCUGCUGCCCAGAAUCCGGAAGACCUGCGCAUGUUUGCGAGGCUGCUGCACUACUUCCGCGGGCGGCACCACCUGGAGGAGAUCAUGUACAACGAGAACAUGCGGCGCUCCCAGCUCCUCAUGCUCUUCGACAAGUUCCGCAGCGUGCUGGUGGUCACCAGCCACGAGGACCCUGUCAUUUCCGUCUUCCAGUCUCUCUUAAAGUGACCUGAGUGGCCAAGGAGGCAACCUGCAAAGGGGGAAUCCCUACAGACUGGAGGCGACUUGAAGCUCCUCCUCGCCGUGUGCUACCGAGCCGGCUCUGCCCCUGCACACCUCCUUCCCCGGCUGCUCGGUCUGAAUGAGAGCUCUGGGGCCUGCUAUAGGACACCAAGAGCUUGCUCAGCCUGGACUGCUGCUGUGCCACGUCCACAUCGUGGGAGCUGCUGGUACAGAGCCCUUCGCUGCCUCUGCCCCCUGCCAGGGCUUGUGAGAGAAGCCAAGCGGCUUUCCAGCGGUACUGACCGACCUUCACCUCCGGCGCCUCGCAGCACCUCCUCUGCUCCCCAGCACCAUGGCUCCCCGUGGCACAGCACCCACGGCCUCUCCUUGGGGGCAGAGUGGAGCCGGGACGGCUUUUAGGGACAUGUGCCCGCGUGCCAGGGACUUCUGCCUGGCCAUUGCUAUGUGGCAGCAGUGAGGACACAGGUAGGGAGCAUCACCAGUAAACGUUUUCAUGCAUGAGAA
This is a messenger RNA of Pogoniulus pusillus (Red-fronted tinkerbird), 2393 nucleotides long. It is a transcript of the gene NPRL3, whose product is annotated as NPR3 like, GATOR1 complex subunit. The record is from RefSeq and is a predicted model, not a curated record. The coding region runs from base 87 to 1874 and encodes 595 amino acids. NCBI's taxonomy places the organism in Eukaryota, Metazoa, Chordata, Aves, Piciformes, Lybiidae. Gene Ontology annotation, biological process: cellular response to amino acid starvation; negative regulation of TORC1 signaling; positive regulation of autophagy. The transcript is spliced from 13 exons. Gene Ontology annotation, cellular component: GATOR1 complex.